CCUGCCCAGGACUUGGGAAGUGGCUGCUCCAGGCAACUCCCGCCAGAGAGUGUGUGGCAUCUGUGGUGGCCCAGAUAAGACCUCCAGGCCCGUGGGGCCUGGCAGCCGGGCGCCCACAGGAAGCUGGGGUGGGUGUGCCGCCUCCGCUGUGGGAGCCUCUGGGUCCGACAUUGCAGCUUCCGGCAGAGGCAUGGCGUCGGCCUCCGCCAGCAAGAAGAUGAGGGAGGAGGCCACCUGCUCCAUCUGCCUGCACCUGAUGGCCGAGCCCGUGAGCAUCAGCUGUGGCCACAGCUACUGCCAGGCCUGCCUCUUGGGCUUCAUGGGCCCGCCCUCCUCCUCUCGGAGCCAGCAGGGCACGAAGACCUUCUCCUGCCCACAGUGCCGGGCUCCCUUCAAAAGACACAGCCUGCGGCCCAUCAAGCAGCUGGGCAGCCUCAUCGCAGCCCUCCAGGAGCAGGAGCAGGAACCGUCUUGCCAGGAGCACGGAGAGCGGCUGCACCUCUUCUGUGAGGACGACGGCCAGCUCAUCUGCUGGCGCUGCGAGCGCGAUGGGCGGCACAAGGGCCACAAUACAGCGCUCCUGGAGGACGCGAGCCCCGGCUACAGGGAAAAGCUCCAGGAAGCGGUGAGGAAACUGAGGCAACUGGAAGAGGAAUGCACGAACCAGAAAGCUUUCACGGCGAAGCAGAUCGCCCAGUGGAAGGAGAAGAUAGAGGCUCAGAGACAGAAAAUCCGGGCGGAAUUCCAGAACCUGCACAGCUUCCUGAGGGAGGAGGAGAGGUCGUUCCUGUGGCGACUGGAGAGCGAGGAACAGCGCACUCUGCAGAGACUGAGGGUCAGUGAGGCCGACCUGGACCAGCAGAGCCGCCAGCUCGAGAGCCACAUCCGGGAGCUGGAGGAGCGAUGCCAGGGCUCCGCCCAGAAGCUGCUGCAGGACGUGAAGAGCGCCCUGAGCAGGAGCCAGGCUGUGCGGCUGGAGAUGCCGGAGGCCCUGUCCUUGGAGGUUGAGACUGAGUGCGACGUCCCCGAGCUCUAUUUUGACCUGAGGAAACGUUUGAGGAGCCAUCAAGUCGGUGUGACUCUGGAUCCAGAAACAGCGCAUCCGGAACUAAUUCUGUCCCAGGAUCAGAGACAAGUGACGCGGGGCCCCCAGCGCGAGGGUGAUCUCUCUCCUUGGAGGUUCAUGGCCUCACCCUGCAUCCUGGGCCGGCAGAGCUUCGCGUCGGGGCGGCAGUACUUCGAGGUGGACGUGGGCGAGGGCAUGGGCUGGGACGUGGGCGUCUGCCUGGAGAGCGUGCAGAGGCUCGGGGGGACCACGCAGAGGCCCGAGACCGGCUUCUGGGCCCUGCGGCUGUGCGCCAAGGACGGCUACGUGGCGCUGACCUGGCCGCGCACGCCCCUGCGCCUGCAGGAGCGGCCCCUGGUCGUCGGGGUUCUCCUGGACUGCGAGGUCGGGCUUGUGUCCUUCUACAGCGGGACCUCAGGCUCCCACAUGUUCACCUUCCCCAGGGCCUCCUUCCCGGACGCCCUGCGGCCCUAUCUCCAGGUUUACCCGUAUUCCCCCCUGUUCCUGCCCAGCCUGGACGAGUGAGGAGAGCAGCAGCCGCCUGUGGCUGAACCAGGAGAGAAUGAGUGUGAGGGCCGAGGGCGGGAUUCGGGCCUGUGCUCUCCAUGCUGUUCCCCUGCCCCAGGGCAGUGCCGGGCUGGGAGUGGGUCCUGGAUACAUCUGCAGGGGGCGGGG
Molecule: messenger RNA, 1741 nt
Organism: Myotis myotis
Lineage: Eukaryota; Metazoa; Chordata; Mammalia; Chiroptera; Vespertilionidae
Product: E3 ubiquitin-protein ligase TRIM38-like
Exons: 7
Coding region: 191-1591 (466 amino acids)
Molecular function (GO): protein binding; zinc ion binding
Source: RefSeq, a predicted model, not a curated record